This is a messenger RNA of Hansenula anomala, 1857 nucleotides long. RefSeq names its product Aep3p (gene AEP3). The record is from RefSeq and is a predicted model, not a curated record. Lineage: Eukaryota; Fungi; Ascomycota; Saccharomycetes; Phaffomycetales; Wickerhamomycetaceae. Gene Ontology annotation, molecular function: protein binding. Bases 1 to 1857 code for a protein of 618 amino acids. The transcript has a single exon.
AUGAGUCUUUUAAAGACAUUCAGAGACUAUGUGCGUAUCUGUAAAGAUAAAAAUUUAUUGAUACACCCUCGAGGCCAGAAUACAAAUUUUUUACCCAUCGCCUUAGUGAAUGAGGUAUCACAUCAAUUACAACUAUCAGAACCCAAACCAAAACAGAAUGAUGCACAGCUGGUAAAUGACUAUCAUGAAAAGAUAGGGAAGGGAUCAAUGUUUGAACGUAAAAGCGUUGAGUCUUACUUGAAGCCUCUAGGGUCAACAUACUUGAAAAGAGCCAAUAUUGAAGCAGACGAAUUUUUCCAAAAACAAGAGGCUCAGGAAAGGCACAUAUUUAAUAAAAAUUUGAAGUCACUAGAGAACUCUUCCACUGUGAUGUUUAAUUUAGAGCAGGAGAAUAUCCGUUUGAUACUUGAAAAGCUGGUGGCUGUCACACCAGCACCUCCAGAUCCAACCACAGCUGCUCCGAAGAUUUCACUUAAUGACGAAUCAAAAAGAUAUAAGAAAAAACCACCCAGUCAUGUCUACACUGAAAUUCCACCAGUUCCAGACUUUUAUGAUGUAUCAGUGUUUGAAGAAUACAUCUAUCUUUUAACUCAUAGCACAUUUCACCACAAAAAAUCAUCCAAAUUCAACGGUAUCAUACCCAAAAUCUUGAAGAACCUUUUCCACCCAUUAAACUCAAACACUAUUUCACUUAGAACAGUGAACUCAUAUAAUGAUGUUAUCUUUUAUUUUUCAAAGAAAUGGAAUAUCGCAACUUGUCGUGAAUUGCUGGUACAGAUGAAAAUUGAAAAUGUUAAACCCAACGCAACAACAUUCAACCUAAUGUUGAAAAAUCUUUUAACUCAUCAAACUAUAAGGCAUGUUGCUGAUCCAUACAAAAUAUCCCUACAGUAUUUGACUGAAAUGAAAAAAUAUGGGAUAGAAGCGGACCUUGUUACUUGGAAUAUUAUGUUCAACUUAUUAAAGGAUGAUAUAAGUAAAAAGUUAUUGAUAGAGAACAGAAAAUUAUUAUGUUUACCUGCUGAUCCUUUCUUCCUUAAAGCUGUCUUUACACAUAUAUCACACCAAACUGGGACAACAUCUAGUGAGUUGUUGAAAAUGGUACAAGAGUUUGAUGUUUCAGUUGAUGUGAGCCUGUUGAACGUGGUGAUUAAAAAAUUGAUUCAAGAACAGCAAAUAUAUUCCGCAUGGAAAGUCAUAGAUCAUUCAAAGAAAGAGUUCAGCUUCAACCCGAAUGUUGAUCAAAUGAAUUUGCUGCUGGUACCGUUCUCUAAUACGGGGCGUGUUGAUCUUGUUGUUGCAACGAUGAACACAUUUAAAAAGCGCUACAAAGUCAAACCAAACUAUGAUACAUAUAAUCUAGUUAUGAAAAGUGUUUCAAGGGCUCGUCAUUGGGAUGGAAAGCUCUCUGUUCUCAGGAUUUUAUAUCAUAAAAUGAUGCUUGAUCUGAAGCAAAAUGUUGCUGGUGAAUAUUGGAUACGUCGUACUCGGGCCAGAUUAAAAUUCAUAUAUCAGAAAGAUGUUGAGCUGAAACCUGAUCUAAGCACCGAAGAGUCACAGUUGAAAUUGGAUAUGGAUUUGCUUAGAUGGGGACUAGACUCUGAUGUUAUAGAUUUAAGCAAAAAAGUUCCUGAUCAAUUCGAGGAGAUUACUGCAAAAUUAGGUUUCUCAAAAGAACAACGAGAUGCCUUAUUUAUUGAUGAUUUAGACCGAAAGAAAAUCAAAAUGAAAAAAUACAAGCAUAGAAUUGGCGUUUUGUCGAUACAGAAAAGUUUGGUUGAUAGAAUACCAUAUGCUGAGGAUUCAUAUGCAGCAUUGAAGAAAGAAAUGAACAAAAGAAGGCUUAUAGAAACCUAA